Molecule: messenger RNA, 1274 nt
Organism: Anopheles cruzii
Lineage: Eukaryota; Metazoa; Arthropoda; Insecta; Diptera; Culicidae
Gene: YL-1
Product: vacuolar protein sorting-associated protein 72 homolog
Exons: 4
Coding region: 32-1234 (400 amino acids)
Biological process (GO): chromatin remodeling; regulation of DNA-templated transcription
Cellular component (GO): nucleus
Molecular function (GO): ATP-dependent H2AZ histone chaperone activity
Source: RefSeq, a predicted model, not a curated record
GAUAUUUUCUUCCAAUAAAGCCGCAUAAGAAAUGGCCGCUAACCGUGAACGAAGAUCGAACGCCGGCCGGCGCAUGGCCGGUUUGCUGGACGAAGAGGAAGAGGACGAAUUCUACAAAACCUCUUACGGAGGAUUCAGUGAAACGGUCGACGAUCGAGAUUAUGUACAAAAGAACGACGACGAGGAAGACAUUGUAGACUCCGACUUCAGUAUUGAUGAGAACGAUGAGCCCGUAUCGGACGCCGAGGAGGAAUCGGGCAAGGGACCGAAGAGGCGUCGCCAAGUGGGCACGGUUACGAAAGCGUACCGCGAGCCGCCGCCCAAAAAGGCGGCCGUUAAGCCGGCCAGAGAAACAAAACCGAAAGCGGAGCGUCAGGCUACGCUGCGGAAGCGCGCCAAGUUCACGGUGAUCGAUUCGGGACGCAAAUCGUUCCGCAAAUCGACCGCCGCCAAAACUGCCGCGACACAGAGCCGGCUCCGGCAGAGAUUCGAAGCGGAACGGAAACGGACACGGGUGAUCAGAACGGAAGUGUACAUCCCUACGCAAGAGGAACUGCUGGAAGAGGCGGAGAUUACGGAACGAGAGAAUCUGAAAUCGCUCGAACGCUUCCGAAGGAUGGAGCUGGAAAAGCAGAAAACACGACCCACGAAGCGCAAGUUUUCGGGCCCUACAAUCCGGUACCUGUCCACGGCAAUGCCAAUUAUCGAGGUGAUGUCGAGCGGCAAACCAGACGACGGUACACCGAACAAAUCUGCAGAAAGGGACGCGUUCGAUCUGACUGAGAAAAGUCUCAACCUGAGGGAUAAGACGGCGAAACGGAACAAAAAGAAAACGAAAGUAGAAGUAACUGGCCAGUACGAGCGAACGUUCAUCACGUUCGAAAAUGAUCUGGAUGAGAAGAUUUUCGACUCGAUCUUCACCAAACCGGACACCGCCCGAAGUCACCGUCAGAUCUGUGCCGUUACUAGGCUUCCGGCCCGCUACUACGACCCCGUCACGCAGCUACCGUACCGGAACAUGCAGACAUUCAAGAUCCUACGCGAAGCGUACUACCAGCAGCUGGAGGAACGGGGCAACACGGACAAUCCGGAAGUUGCCCAGUGGUUAGAGUGGCGCCGCAAGAUCAAGCAGUUCCGGGUGGCCGCACUGAAAAAAUCCCAAUCGGAGGCAGCAAGCAGCGAAAGGGUGCCGCCGAAAACGACAGAAACCGCCAUCGGAAGUAGAGUGAAAUAGAGCCCCCAGUCUUGUGCUGCUUCUUUCGGAAAUAGGUAAU